AGAACAUCCCAGACAACUCCAGAGGUUGCCACAACCGGCAGAAGUACCACUGUGGCUGAUAGAACAUCCCAGACAACUCCAGAGGUUGCCACAACCGGCAGAAGUACCACUGUGGCUGAUACAGCUGCUCAAACAUCUGAUAUUGGCACAACUUCUGUUUUAACCACUGGGAUUGAGACUACUCUAGCAAAGAGCAGUACAGAAGCUUUAUCCACCAGAACAUCCCAGACAACUCCAGAGGUUGCCACAACCGGCAGAAGUACCACUGUGGCUGAUACAGAAGCUUUAUCCACCAGAACAUCCCAGACAACUCCAGAGGUUGCCACAACCGGCAGAACAGUUGUGGCAGAGACAACAACACCAGCAGUGACUACAUCUGCUGAAGUUGUGGCAGAGACAACAACACCAGCAGUGACUACAUCUGCUGAAACUACUUUUGCUGAAAGUACCACCACAGAGCAGAGAUCAACUACAGCUGCACAGAGAACAUCCCAGACAACUCCAGAGGUUGCCACAACCGGCAGAAGUACCACUGUUGCUGAUACUACUGUUGACGUCGAGACUACCAUUGCAGCAGAGACAACUGCACACACCACUUCACCUGCACACACCACCGUGAUCGGGACAACCAUUGCAGCAGAGACAACUGCACACACCACUUCACCUGCACACACCACACCAGCAGUGACUACAUCUGCUGAAACUACUUUUGCUGAAAGUACCACCACAGAGCAGAGAUCAACUACAGCUACAUCCCAGACAACUCCAGAGGUGGCCACAACCGGCAGAAGUACCACUGUUGCUGAUACUACUGUGACUACAUCUGCACAGACAUCAGCUGGUGCGAGCACAUCCCUUGGAAUAACCACU
Messenger RNA from Patiria miniata (bat star), 870 nucleotides. RefSeq names its product mucin-5B-like. Lineage: Eukaryota; Metazoa; Echinodermata; Asteroidea; Valvatida; Asterinidae. The transcript has 13 exons. The record is from RefSeq and is a predicted model, not a curated record. The annotation marks the transcript as partial.